GCUGUUUCCUUUUCUGCUUUGACGAAGAGAGGAGAAAUCAAACAUGUACGCUGCACCUCUACAACUUUCCAACCUCGCGGGAGGCCAACGAGAUCCCUCCCUCCGGCGGCUUCCCUCCCUCCUCUCCUCACGCCGCACGCCCUGCAGAUCGCAGACUGCCCACGCGACCUCGAUGCUUCUGCGCUCCUCGCCGCGACGCCUCCACCUCCUCCGCCCACACCACCUCCGUCUCCUCUCCGCCGCUGCCCUUGCGGCUCAGGCCCUGCCCCAGUCCCCCACCGACUGGGCGGAGGCACCCCUCGCCUCCGUCCGCCCGGCCACCGCCGACUCCUCGCUCUUCCACGUCUCCCUCGACCUCUCCGCGCACCGGGGCCUCCUCGCCUCCCACGCCGCCGCUGGCCAGUUCCUCCCCUUCCGCCUCCCCGCCGCGCCCUACCCAAUCUUCCUCGCCAUCGCCUCCCCUCCUCCUUCGCCCCUCGUCGAGUCCUCCUCCUUCGACUUCCUCGUCAAGCGCCUCCCCGGCACCCCAUCCGCGCGCCUCUGCGACCUCCGCCCCGGCGACCUCGUCCACGUCGGCGCCAGCGUCGUCGGCCGCGGGUUCGAGGUCGCCAGGAUAACCGACGCCCGCGACGUCCUCAUUUUCGCCACCGGAUCCGGGAUCAGGUGCCUAGCCACCCCUGCGCUUCUCGACUAUCCUUCUCCGAUUCGGUCACUUAUCGAAUCUGGUAUUGGUGAAAACGGUAAUAUUGGUGUAAACCUCUUCUAUGGGGUUAGAAACCUUCAGAGAAUGGCUUAUCAGGAGAGAUUUAGUGACUGGGAAUCCAGAGGAAUCAAAAUUAUACCUGUCCUCUCAAGACCAGAUGCUCAAUGGACUGGCGAACGAGGCUAUGUCCAGAAUGUUUUCUCAAGGAUGAAGAAGGUUGUAGAUCCUUCAUCCAUGGGAGCGAUUUUGUGUGGACAUAAACAGAUGACUGAGGAAAUUACUAGAGUUCUUGUUGCUGACGGUUUGUCGAAAGAUAAAAUCUUAACUAACUUCUGACUUACAUUAGGACACAGAUCUGGCCAUUUCUGGAUGCUGUACCGUUUAUUAGUAAACCAUCCAGCAGUUAUUCUUUCAUCUCUCUAGCGUAUUGACAAAUAAGGGCUGUUAUUUUUCCUUCAUGUCUCUGUAUCCACUAUUGCAUUGUUAAAUGUAUGAUGUAUUUUAAUCUCAACACCCAUUGGUCACUGGAAUCAAGCAGGCCCGGGUUGAGAUGUUUUGUAGUGCCUCAGAUGAUGCCUCCUUCGAAGGUGCUGAUGUACUCCAAAGGACCCAGAUAAAUAAAAGGGGAUAUAGAUUGUAGCAUCAUUCAGUUAGUAUACCCUCAUUUACGAGUGUUGUUUGCGCCGCUGAUAUUUUGCGGAGAUUUUGGUGUAUCUGAAUGCUAUUGAAAUUUUGAAUUAAUUGAGUGGAAUGAUGCGUCUGGACGUAUCUCAAGGUCCUGGAUGUGUCAGAGAGUUGUGUGCA
This is a messenger RNA of Phragmites australis (common reed), 1507 nucleotides long. Its product is annotated as fruit protein pKIWI502-like. The record is from RefSeq and is a predicted model, not a curated record. Bases 44 to 1039 code for a protein of 331 amino acids. The transcript has 5 exons. Gene Ontology annotation, molecular function: oxidoreductase activity. Lineage: Eukaryota; Viridiplantae; Streptophyta; Magnoliopsida; Poales; Poaceae.